Colletotrichum destructivum is the source of this 1938-nucleotide messenger RNA. RefSeq lists its product as uncharacterized. The record is from RefSeq and is a predicted model, not a curated record. The coding region runs from base 907 to 1935 and encodes 342 amino acids. The transcript has a single exon. NCBI's taxonomy places the organism in Eukaryota, Fungi, Ascomycota, Sordariomycetes, Glomerellales, Glomerellaceae.
CUUGACCGACACUUUCGUGUCGUGGGCGACGAGUACUCGACCUCCGCCUCGGCCGCUUCCCCCGCUUUGUCUUUCUGCUGAAUGGGAUUAAAGCCACUUCUUCAACUUUUGCCUCGCAUUCCUUACCGUUUCUUAUCCCUUGAGUUAGUACCUUCCUCAUUACAUAUAACCAACCUUUGGUUUUAGCCCAUCUCCAAAGGCUCUCUUCUGCUGCUUGUCCUGGGCUGUCUGUUUGUCUUCCCGCUUACACCAAGCCCCUCUCCUCCCUACUGACCGGCCGCCCGUCUGUUGCACUAACCGGCGGCGGCUUUUAUCCCUUCCGGCAGGGGACCUACCCGGCCUCACCGCGCUGCGUACGCCCACUGCGAGCGCUAACGCCCCGCAGAGUCGCGGACUGCACGUCUCACACGGCCGCCGCUGCGCCUCCGUGCCUCCGUCUCCGUGUGCUUCCACCCCUCUCAUCUCAGCUGGCACAGCCUUCGAGGCACGACGCAUCAUCAACCUUGAAUUUUGGUUUUUGGUUUGGGGAAUUUUUACUUUUUCUUCUUUGCCGCAUACACUGCGCCUCAAUCCAUAUUCUUUUGUGUGUACAGCAGGUUGUCAAUAAUCGACACUUCAUUGCAUCCACUGAAGAAAAGCAAGGGGGGAGGGAAAGGGAUCGAAUCAUUCUUACUGGAUUCCAUCCCUUGAUCAUCGAUUCAUCCAAUUUACUGAACCCGCCUCGUUCCGUCCCAGCUUCAGUUCAGCAAGCAAGCAACUCUACCUUAACCUCACCUCACAUCCUUACCCCUCCACAAGGUCAUUCAUCCUCUCACCUCUCCUGCAUCGCAUGGUUCACGACCAACACUCACCCUCGCACCCAUCCAAACACACGCACGCACAAAUCCGUGCCGACCCUCAUCAAUCAUGUCAAAACGCACAACAUUCACGACCAUCUCACCCCUGCCAGCCGGCAUCACCCGCGAGGCCGUCCUUGGCUUCCUCCACAACCACGUCGAGAUGAUCGACCUGAACCCUCUCAUCAAGGAGCGCCACCGCAUCCCCGCCCCGUCCCAUGCGCCCCCGGAGGAGCACGCCUGCGCCUGGUACUCCCUCACCGACGAGAUAUCAUACCUACCCGGCGGCCUGGUCACCGGCAACGUCAGCUACACUUGCUGCUUCCACGACCUGCCCACCGGCAUGCAGACCCACUGCUACGCCCCGAUGGGCCUCGAGAUCCGGGACAAGUGGACUGUAGCCGGCUGCCUGCCCGGCGAGCCUGUCGAGCCCGUCGAGCUCGGUAUCGGCGCCCCAGUGUUGGGCCUGUACAUCCGCGAGGACGUCGACAUGCGUUGCAACGUCUUCACCACCUCCUUCGUCAAGAAGACCCUGAAGAAGAGCCACGGCCUGCUGGUCGAACGUCUGCGGUCCAAAGUCCAGCAGGCCUCCUCCUCCUCCACCACCACCACCCCUUCCGUAACCGCUGCGCAUCAGCGGCACGCCAGCCAGACCUCGCUUCUGUCUGGGUCCGGCCCCAACGGCGCAUCAUCGCACAUGCCCCCCCAUCCUCGUCCUCCACAGACCCAUCCGGGUCAGACUCACUAUACCAACGCCCCCGCCGACCAAAUCUGCUUGCCGUACAGGCCUUCGCAUCCCAAGUCGCCGUCUACACCACCCGGCGACGAGUCACAGAACGCCACCUACCCGGAGCCGCUGCGGUUCCGCCACGCCGCCGCUCCCUUGGCUUCAUCUCGGUGUUCGGAUGCCGGGUCGCAGCCCGGCGGUCUCGGUGGUGGUAGUGGCAGCGGCAGCAGCAACAACAACUACGCCCACGGAAGCCAAUCGGGUUUCGGAGGCAUCCAUCCCUGCGACGACACGCAUCAGCGUGCAGCCGCGGGGCAGCAGCAAUACAGCGGCGGGACUCUGCAGGGGCCGUUCGUCGCCGAGCUGGAUUGAACC